CUCCAUCUUUUUGCUCUCCAGCCCCUCACAGAUUCACCUUCCCCAUAAACCCUAUCUCAGCUUCGCCAUUGCCUCUUUCAGCCAGUGAGCAUUAUACACAAUGAACUGUUCAAUUUCCGGUGAGGUGCCGGAGGAGCCCGUCGUCUCCAAUAAGAGUGGUUUACUCUUUGAGAAGCGCUUAAUCGAGCGACAUAUCGCGGAUUAUGGAAAAUGUCCUAUUACUGGAGAGCCGCUUACGAUGGAUGAUAUUAUUCCAAUAAAAACUGGAAAGAUUGUGAAGCCUCGUCCAGUUCAAGCUGCUAGUAUUCCUGGGAUGCUGGGAAUGUUUCAAAUUGAAUGGGACGGUUUGAUGCUAUCUAAUUUUGCUUUGGAGCAACAGUUACACACCGCAAGGCAAGAGCUAAGUCAUGCCUUAUACCAGCAUGAUGCUGCAUGUCGUGUUAUUGCAAGGCUAAAGAAGGAAAGGGACGAGGCACGUGCAUUACUGGCACAGGCUGAAAGACAGAUACCCAUGCCAGUAACAGUACCAGAUGCAGUUAAUACCGUUCCCUUAAGCAAUGGGAAAAGAGCUGCUGAUGAUGAUGUGAUGGGUCCGGAUGGGAAAAAAAUCCGUCCAGGAAUCUCAAGUGCUAUCAUUUCUGAGCUUACAGACUGUAAUGCUGCUCUUUCACAGCAAAGGAAAAAGCGACAGAUACCUGCAACACUGGCUCCCAUUGAAUCUGUGGAGAGAUACACUCAACUCAAUAGUUAUCCUCUUCAUCGAACAAACAAACCUGGCAUAUUGUCUCUGGACAUCCAGUACUCCAAGGACAUCAUUGCCACUGCUGGGGUUGAUUCAAAUGCUGUAGUCUUUGAUAGACCUUCUGGGCAGAUAAUAUCUACACUCAGUGGUCAUUCAAAGAAGGUUACAAGCGUCAAAUUUGUGGCUGAGGGUGAAGUAGUUGUUACCAGUUCUGCUGAUAAGACUGUUCGUGUAUGGAAAGGAUCUGAAGAUGGUAAUUAUGAUUGCAGUCAUAUUUUGAAGGAUCAUAGUGCUGAGGUGCAAGCUGUUACAAUCCAUGCCACCAAUAACUACUGCGUGACAGCUUCUCUUGAUAACACAUGGUGCUUCUAUGAACUUGCUUCGGGCUUAUGUCUAGCUCAGGUUGAAGACACUUCAGGAUCUUCUGAAGGCUACACAUCUGCAUCUUUUCAUCCUGAUGGCCUCAUCCUUGGAACCGGUACCUCUGGGUCUCUUGUUAAGAUCUGGGAUGUGAAAACUCAGGCAAAUGUAGCGAGAUUUGAUGGGCAUGUUGGGGCAGUAACUGCAAUUUCAUUUUCAGAGAAUGGUUACUUCCUAGCUACUGCAGCCCAAGAUGGUGUCAAGCUUUGGGAUCUUCGCAAAUUGAAGAACUUUAGGACUUUCACUCCUUACGAUGAAAAUACACCAACACAAUCAGUGGAAUUUGACCAUAGUGGAAGUUACCUUGCGCUUGGAGGCUCAGAUAUACGAGUUUAUCAAGUUGCCAACGUCAAGUCUGAAUGGAACUGCAUCAAAACGUUCCCCGACUUAUCAGGCACAGGUAAAGCAACAUGUGUAAAGUUUGGUCCAGAUGCAAACUACAUAGCUGUUGGAUCUAUGGAUAGAAACCUCAGAAUAUUUGGGUUGCCCCAGCCUGGGGAAGAUGAUUCAUCAAUGUCGUGAAGCAAUGUUCAUUGCGCUUCUGGCGGACUGAGUCAUGUAGCUGUCCCUGCAGUUGCUGCAAUUUCUGUCUCCAGGAUUAUGAAGUAGUGAAAGUUGAAAGCAUAAUCUACUUCAGACUCGGUUUGGGCUCAAUUCUAUGAGAGUGAGGAUAAGUAAUAUAUCUGAAAAACUGCCAACUCAAUCUUGCAUUCUUUCGCGGAUUUGCCUUUUUGUUUGUAACGAAAUUUGAGUUCAUGUUGAUCCUCUUUAUAAGACGUUGGAAUUGUUAUUCCGUCUAUGCAAACAAUUGUAAUGUGCUUUACUUGGGAAGUUUUUGGAUCGUCUCUUUAGCGCUUACUUGUCCGGAAAUCAUAAUGAAUGGAAUAACUUGGGACGAAUGUCUUCGUA
Olea europaea var. sylvestris is the source of this 2071-nucleotide messenger RNA. RefSeq names its product pre-mRNA-processing factor 19-like. Gene Ontology annotation, cellular component: Prp19 complex; U2-type catalytic step 1 spliceosome; cytoplasm. The transcript has 18 exons. The coding region runs from base 101 to 1684 and encodes 527 amino acids. NCBI's taxonomy places the organism in Eukaryota, Viridiplantae, Streptophyta, Magnoliopsida, Lamiales, Oleaceae. The record is from RefSeq and is a predicted model, not a curated record. Gene Ontology annotation, molecular function: ubiquitin protein ligase activity; protein binding. Gene Ontology annotation, biological process: protein ubiquitination; mRNA splicing, via spliceosome; DNA repair.